This is a messenger RNA of Drosophila suzukii, 1740 nucleotides long. RefSeq names its product esterase B1-like. Gene Ontology annotation, molecular function: serine hydrolase activity. NCBI's taxonomy places the organism in Eukaryota, Metazoa, Arthropoda, Insecta, Diptera, Drosophilidae. The record is from RefSeq and is a predicted model, not a curated record.
GUGCUAAUUUGGCUUUGACUUUCCAAAUGCGUUACUUUAAAUUCAUUCGUAAGACGAUACGCUGCAAGCGCGCUUCAUUGAAACAAUGUCUGAAAGCUUGGAAACAUUCGAACUUACUCUGCCCCUGGGACAAAUUAAGGGCGUUAAGCGCCUUAGUCUCUACGAUGACACCUAUUAUAGCUUCGAAAAGAUUCCCUUUGCCAAGCCCCCACUGGGAGAAUUGAGAUUCAAGGCGCCUGUUCCAGCUGAAUCAUGGAGCGGAGUUUUGGAUUGCACCCACUACUCGGAAAAGCCAACACAGAGGAAUUUACAGACAAGUGUUUUUGAAGGUGCCGAGGACUGUCUGUAUCUAAAUGUUUUUUCCAAGCAGUUGAAGAACGGCAAGCCAUUGCCGGUAAUGGUGUACAUUUUUGGCGGGGCCUUCAACGCGGGUGGGGCGGUACGUGAAUUGUACGGUCCGGACUAUUUCAUGACCAGAGAUGUGGUCCUGGUAACCUUUAACUAUCGCGUUAAUUGUUUGGGAUUUCUUUCCCUUAAGGAUCGGAGCCUGAAGGUUCCAGGGAAUGCCGGCCUUAAGGAUCAGGUACUGGCACUCAAGUGGGUCAAGGAGAACAUUUCCUACUUCAAUGGCGAUCCUAAAAACAUUACGGUUUUCGGAAACAGCAGCGGUGGCAGUUCCACUCACAUUAUGAUGUGCACUGAUCAGACUAAGGGACUGUUCCACAAGGCUAUUCCAAUGUCGGGAACAGUGCACAGUUACUGGACCGAUUGCCCGAGUGAGGACUUUGCUUUUCGCCUGGCUCAGCAGUGUGGAUUCACUGGCGAAAACACAGACGACAAGGUUCUGGAGUACCUUCAGGGUGUUCCUGCUAGAGAUCUUGUGAGCCACAAUCUGUUAACGCCCGAGCAUAAAAGGAAUGGGAGGUUCUUUGCCUUUGGAACCACCGUAGAGUCGUAUGUGGGAGACGAUUGUGUAAUUCCCAAGCCGCUUGUCGAAAUGGUCCGCGGUGCAUGGUCCAACAAUAUACCUGUCAUGCUGGGGGGAGCUUCAUUCGAGGGUCUCUUCAUGUAUCGAGAGGUAUCUGCCAAUCUGAAGACAUGGGACAACCUAAGUCAGGAUCCCUUGAGAGUAGUUCCUCCGGAGGUUCGUAAGGUCAACAGCGAAGAGAAGAAUAUGGAAUAUGCCCAGCGUCUAAUCAAAGCACAUUUCGGCAAUGCUCCACCGAGCUCAGCGCUCCUCAUGAAUAUUCUCGAUUAUUAUUGCUACAAAACGUGGCAUGGCUUUCAUCGCACUUUUAACGCAAGACUCGCCUAUGCAAAGGCACCAACAUACUACUACCGCUUUGACUUUGAUUCUCCGAACUUCAACUUCUAUCGUGCUAGAUUCUGUGGGGAUAACAUAAAGACUGGAGUGUCCCACGCUGAUGAACUUAGCUAUUUGUUCCGGAACUCGAAAUCUUGGAAACUAGAAAAGACAUCUGCCGAAUAUCGCACCAUCGAAAGGAUGGUUGGCAUUUGGACAGCAUUCGCAGCGACCUCCAAUCCCAAUUGCGUCGAAACUGCUCAUCUAAACUGGAAACCAUCAACAAAAGAGAAUCCUAAACGAGUUAUUAAUAUCAGUUAUGAUGUAAAGAUGAUUGAUUUGCCCGAGUAUGAAAAACUUCAAAUUUGGGAUGACAUCUACAAGUCGAAUCAAUUGAUCUAAACUUAAAAGAAAUAAACACUAUUAUGCUCAUCAUG